GGAGGGCGGUGGUGAGGAGGAGGAGGAAGAGAGUGAGGCGCUCAGCUGCACGAUCCCGGUGCUGGUGUUCCCUGGCGAUUCCAAGGAUUUCGGCGGCGGCGACCACGUUCCCGACCGGCUCAGCGGGCUGCUGCCCUUUCAUGUGUGCUACCUGUCUGGGGCGCCGGGCACCUUCAAGCUGUGGAUGGGCGAGGAUAGGCGGGACGUGCUCGGCGCAGGCCGGCUGCCGGGGAUGAUGCGGUACGGCGAGAUUCUGGGAGGAGCACAGGAGAGGGAGAGGGCGAAGAGGGUGCCGGCGUCAACGACAUUGAAGUUGGUUCAGUGGCGGAGUGAGGGUUUGAAGACGCCAGAGCGGGUCAUCUUCGAGCAUGAUCUUGUUGAUGACGCCGAGGGGGUGCUGCGGGACGAGGACGUGGGCGACGGUAAUGCCAUCAUGCGCGGACCGAGGGGAACCAAUUUCGACAACAUCGAUACUAAGACCGAUGGCGUCCAGGUGCUACACAUCGGACGUAAGAGAAAACGAGUAUACCAAGAGGCACGGCGACGGGGGAGCACGGCAACCAAACCGGCGAAGAAAAAGGUCAAGAGUGAACAAACCGGGGAGAGGAUAGGUUAAGCCGUCAUGCAGGUAGGAGCUGCAUUAUUGACCACUGCUGGAAACGGAUGGAGACACUGGGUGUAUGGGUCAUGGUGCGAACAGGAG
Messenger RNA from Chaetomium fimeti, 703 nucleotides. RefSeq lists its product as uncharacterized. NCBI's taxonomy places the organism in Eukaryota, Fungi, Ascomycota, Sordariomycetes, Sordariales, Chaetomiaceae. The coding region runs from base 185 to 616 and encodes 143 amino acids. The record is from RefSeq and is a predicted model, not a curated record. The transcript has a single exon.